CACUCACCGGGCGCCUUGCUUUGGUUAUCCACAGAAGGCGUCGGUCGUUGGGGAGGCGUUUAGGGAUUUCUCUGCAUGAGUGGGAUAGACUCGGGAAUAGACGUUUGGUUCGUGGUGCCCUUGGAAGAAAUAACGGGGGAAAGCGCAGGACAGAGCGAACACGUGCCUUUUUCUCACUUGUGUUGAGGAUAUUUAGAUUUCAGGAUGCCAGUUUUCCAUACCAAGACGAUAGAGAGUAUCCUGGAGCCGGUGGCUCAGCAGAUAUCCCACUUGGUUAUCAUGCACGAGGAGGGCGAAGUUGAUGGGAAAGCGAUCCCAGAUCUCACCAGCCCAGUGGCGGCAGUGCAAGCGGCUGUCAGCAACCUCGUGCGGGUGGGGAAGGAGACAGUGCAGACCACAGAAGACAAGAUUAUGAAGAGAGACAUGCCUCCGGCCUUCAUUAAGGUAGAGAAUGCUUGUGCGAAGCUGGUGGAAGCAGCUCAGAUGCUGAGGACAGACCCGUACUCUGUCCCGGCCCGUGAUUACCUCAUCGAUGGCUCGCGGGGCAUCCUCUCAGGCACUUCAGACCUGCUUCUGACCUUUGACGAGGCAGAGGUUCGUAAAAUUAUUCGUGUGUGUAAGGGCAUCCUGGAGUACCUGACCGUCGCAGAGGUUGUGGAAACCAUGGAGGACUUGAUCACUUACACUAAAAACCUGGGACCAGGCAUGACGAAAAUGGCAAAGAUGAUUGACGAACGGCAACAGGAGCUGACACACCAGGAGCACCGUGUGAUGCUGGUCACCUCCAUGAACACAGUGAAGGAACUGCUGCCCGUGCUCAUAUCAGCAAUUAAAAUCUUUGUGACAACCAAGUGCACUAAGAGUCAUGGUGUGGAGGAGGCCUUGAAGAACAGAAACUACACGUUUGAGAAGAUGAGCGCUGAGAUCAACGAGAUAAUAAGAGUGCUGCAACUCACUUCUUGGGACGAGGAUGCCUGGGCCAACAAAGACACUGAGGCCAUGAAAAGAGCGCUAGCAUUGAUAGAGUCAAAGAUGGGUCAGGCUAAAGGCUGGCUGAGGGAUCCUAAUGGUCUACCAGGAGAUCCAGGAGAGCAUGCGUUGCGUCAGAUACUGGAUGAAGCAGGAAAAGUGGGUGAGCUUUGUGCGGGGAAAGAGAGACGAGAGAUCCUGGGAACAACCAAGACCUUGGGCCAGAUGACGGAUCAGGUGUCAGAUGUGCGUGCCAGAGGUCAGGGUGCCACCCCUAUGGGUAUGCAGAAAGCUCAGCAGGUGGGACAGGGUUUGGAUAUUCUGGUGGGGAAAGUGGAGAAUGCUGCCCGGAAGCUGGAGGCCCUGACCAAUGCCAAACAGGCCAUCGCCAAGCGAAUCGACACGGCCCAGAGCUGGCUGGCUGAUCCUCACGGUGGUCCGGAGGGGGAAGAGAACAUCCGUGCUCUUCUGGCAGAGGCCAAGCGCAUCGCUGACUUGUGUGAAGACCCUAAAGAGAGAGACGACAUUCUGCGCUCCAUCAGUGAGAUCGCAGGGCUCACUGCGAGACUGGUUGAACUUCGUAAAAUGGGUAAAGGGGAUACUCCUGAGGCUAGAGCGCUGGCCAAACAGAUUGGCACUGCUUUGCAAAACUUGCAGGCAAAGACUAACCGUGCUGUGGCCAACAUGAGACCUGCCAAGGCUGCUGUUACCCUAGAGGGCAAAAUGGAGCUGGCUUUGCGCUGGAUCAACAACCCUGGAGUGGACGAUCAUGGAGUAGGCCAGGCUGCCAUACGAGGGCUGAUAGCGGAAGGUCGUCGACUGGCGAACUCUCUACCAGGGCCGUACAGACAGGAGCUGCUAGCAAAGUGUGAGCGAGUGGAGCAGCUGAUGAUGCAGUUGGCAGAUCUGGCCACGCGGGGAGAGGGAGAGAGUCCUCAGGCGCGCGCUGUGGCCGCUCAUCUGCUGGAGGCAAUUAAAGAUCUGAAAGCAAAGAUGCAGGAAGCAAUGACCCAGGAAGUGUCUGAUGUUUUCAGUGAUACAACCACACCAAUUAAACUUCUGGCUGUAGCAGCAACAGCACCUCUUGAGGCCCCCAAAAGAGAGGAGGUUUUUGAAGAAAGGGCGUCUAACUUUGAGAAUCAUGCCAGCAGACUGGGUGCUACAGCCGAGAAGGCGGCUGCUGUGGGAACAGCCAAUAAGAGCACAGUUGAAGGCAUCCAGGCAGCUGUGAAAUCAGCCAGAGAUCUAACACCUCAGGUCACUUCUGCUGCACGCAUUUUGCUGAAGAAUCCUGGCAACCAGGCUGCGUACGAGCACUUUGAGACCAUGAAGAACCAAUGGAUUGACAACAUUGAAAAAAUGACCAGUCUUGUGGAUGAAGCCAUUGACACUAAAUCCCUCUUGGAUGCUUCAGAGGAGGCCAUUAAGAAAGACAUUGAUAAAAGCCGGGUGGCAAUGGCUAACGUUCAGCCCCAGAUGUUGGUUGCAGGGGCUACCAGCAUUGCCCGGCGGGCUAACAGGGUACUUCUGGUGGCCAAGCGGGAAGUGGAAAACUCAGAGGACCCUAAAUUCAGAGAACUAGUCAAAGCUGCUUCAGAUGAACUUGGUAGAACCAUCUCACCCAUGGUUAUGGCUGCUAAAGCUGUGGCAGGAAACAUCCAGGAUCCAGGUUUGCAAAAGAGCUUCCUGGACUCUGGCUACAGGAUCUUGGCUGCUGUUGGGAAAGUUAGGGAAGCCUUCCAGCCUCAGGAGCCUGAAUUUCCACCUCCACCUCCAGACCUUGAUCAGCUGCAUGUCAAUGAUGAUCAGGCUCCUCCCAAACCGCCCCUCCCUGAGGGAGAGGUUCCUCCCCCGAGACCUCCACCCCCAGAGGAAAAAGAUGAGGAGUUCCCUGAGCAGAAAGCCGGCGAGAUGGUGAGCGAGCCGAUGAUGGUGGCAGCCAGGCAACUACACGACGAGGCCCGUAAAUGGUCCAGCAAACCUCCCCAGCCUCCCCAGCCUCCCCAGCCUUCCCAGCCUGAGGUGACAGACGAGGGUUUUGAGGCCGCUGAGGCGGAGGUAGAUAUAGACGAUGAGGAUGAAUUCACAGACAACGAGGAUGAUUUUGAGCCAGAGCUGCUCUUAAUGUCUUCUAAUCAGCCAGUUAACCAGCCCAUUCUGGCUGCUGCGCAGUCUUUGCACCAGGAGGCUCGCAAGUGGUCCAGUAAGGGUAAUGACAUCAUUGGAGCAGCUAAGCGCAUGGCCCUGCUCAUGGCAGAGAUGUCUCGUCUGGUGCGUGGAGGCAGCGGAAAUAAACGUGCUCUUAUUCAGUGCGCCAAGGACAUUGCCAAGGCCUCUGAUGAGGUCACGCGGCUGGCUAAAGAGGUAGCCAAGCAAUGCACCGACAAACGGAUUCGCACAAACCUGUUGCAGGUUUGUGAGCGUAUCCCAACAAUCAGCACUCAGCUGAAGAUCCUGUCCACAGUAAAGGCCACUAUGCUGGGACGUACAAACAUCAGUGAGGAAGAAUCUGAGCAGGCCACUGAGAUGCUCGUGCACAAUGCGCAGAACCUCAUGCAGUCCGUGAAGGAGACGGUCAGAGAAGCAGAGGCCGCCUCCAUCAAGAUCCGCACAGACGCAGGGUUCACUCUUCGCUGGGUCCGAAAGACCCCCUGGUACCAGUAAUUUGAGGACUAGUUGUUUUCAAUUAGCGAUUCGCAUCCUUGCCUUUUCAAACGUCUGAGAUCUGAUAACGGGUGGCAGGAGGAAAGGUCCUGAUCCUUAAACUUUUGGACAUCAGAGUUCGGUUCUAGUUUCGAGGUGACUGGUAUUACUUAUUUUUAUUUACUUGCUGGUAUGGGUACUUAGUACACUUAUUUUGACUUUACGCAGGCUAUUUUUGUCCUGAAAGUUUGCUGUAGUUACCUUUAUCUCACACUACGGAGGUAUAGUGUAGGAGUACACAGGAAGCAUAUUUUUAAAUAUAUAUUUUUGGUAUGUUGGGUUUCCAAAUUCCAGGUAUAUAUAUAUUUUUUUGCAUGAAGACGUUUUCUAUUUUAUAUUGGAGAAAUAUGGCAUGAUGACUUAAAUGCCUCUCUCAAACAGUGUUAGAGGUCAUGAUGAAAUUUACUUUAAAUUAGUUUUUGACAAUUAAAUUUUCUUAUCGAAAAUGUAUAUAUUUAUACUUCUUAUAUUUCAUCAGAUCAUUAUCACAGAUCAUGUUUUAGUCACAAAUAUACAACAAAUAGUGUUGUAAGCUUUGCUUUUCAAAAAAAAAGAAAAAAGGUUUUAUGGGUGGCUGUUUUAAGUUAUACUUCACUAUAAUUAACUGUUCUUAGCUCAUAUUUAUAAUGAACUUUUGCUUAGCUAUUUAUUAAACAGGAUAAUGCCUUUUUUGAUGGGCCAUGCCAUUACAGAGAUGUAUUUUGCAUGGCACGGUUGAUGCCAAAGAUUUUGUUUUUUUUACACUUAAUAUCCACUUGCUAUCAAAUAAACAUGUCUAUCAUGUAAAUCUACAUAGACAUGUGAAAGCUUGGAUAGUUAACACUGAAAUUAUUUAUCCUUUCACACUUCAUUCUUCUUUCUGUUUGUGCUUGUGAGAGAGUGAAUGAUUUUUGAGAUUUCUUUUACUCCUUUAAGAAGAAAAGCACAAUCCUCACAACAGUUGAACUGUUCUUAGCUUAGUCUUUUUAGUUUACAGCUGUAAUUUUGACAUUUCUUUCAGUGUGAUUGUUUUCAAUUGUAGUAUAUUGAUGAUGGAGCUGUCUUAAUGUAUCUUCCAUUUGGGUAGCAUGGGUAACAAGACCCAGGUGGCUUGUUGAUACCUAUGUGUUUGGAGAUGCUUAAAUGGAUAGUUCACCCCAAAAUGAAAAUUCUCUCAUUUCUUUCUAAAACAGAACAUAUUUUCAAAAAUGUUUUUGUCCAUGCAAUGAAAGUCAAUGGGGUCCAAACAUGUUGUUUUGGACCCCAUUGACUUUCAAUGUAUGGACAAAACAGACAUUUUUCAAAAUAUCUUCGGUUACACUUUAUUUUAAGUUGUCCUUGUUACAGUAUACUGAGAAAUAUUUAUUAACUAUGAGUACUUACUAUUGGGUUAGGAUUAGGUUUGUUGUAGGGUUAGUGUUGCAUGUAAUUAUGCAAAAUUUAGUUAUUACUACAGUAACAUAGACACUGCAAAAUAAAGUGUUACCAUAUCAUCUUUUGUGUUCCACAGAAGAAAGUAAGUCAUACAGGUUUGGAAUGACAUUUGGGUAAAUAAAUCGCAUUUUAAUUUUAAUUUUUGGGUGAUCUAUCAUUUUAUUGACUGCACAAAAUCAAAUGUGUGGAAAUUGUGCAAUUUUAGUAUGGGAAGCUCAGUAGCACAUGCUCAUCACCUUAAGCUGAAGAUGCACUCCGAAUUCUCUGUACAGCUUCAGUAAAACACUAUCAUGAUGCUUCACUGCCUUGCAUUCACUUACAACUCUUAUCUAUAACAUAUACAUUUGAAAGAUUACCUUGUCAGCCCCCAAUAUAGUGCCUCGUUGUGAAAGUUUACAGGGCUGUAUUUGUAUGUGUAAUAGCAUGUUUUGGGUUCUGAUGACAUUUAGAAAGAGUGAAAAUACUGCUUUGUGAAUGUAUAUAUGACACUAAUGUUGACUUUUUGUCAGUGUCACAUAGAAAAAAAACAUCUUAUGUGCCUCAGAUUAAUAAAAAAGUUCUGUUAGGUGUUUGGAAACUUCUCUCCCCAGAUGUGUCACUAAAGGGACAAGUUACAGACUCAUUUGUAAAAGGUACUGCACUUCAAUUAUUACACAAAAUUCUCCUUUGAUAUUAACUUCCAAGACAUUCAUUGUACUAUAAUACUUUCAAGUAUAUUCAUGUUAAGCUAUAAUAAACAAUUAUUAGUCAGACACACAAAAAAGACCACAUUUUGUUUUGAAACUUUAUAAAUCUGAAGGCUUUUGGUUUAAAUACAUAUCUUAAAAUGCAGUUAAGCAGUUCCCUUGACAUUUUAUAAAAUAAUGCAGUUGUGUUUUCUUUGUGAUUGUGCAAAUCCUCAAAGCUUCAUUAAAGUGGCAGACCUGCAUAUCUACUGUGUCACUGCAGGUCAGCGCAACAGAACAGAUUUUAUCACGUGUGCUCAUAAUGGCUCCAUAGUGCUUGUAUGUGGCAAACUUUGAGUGUAAGAGUAAAUUCUCUUUUCAGCAGGUACAAGUGCCAUUCACCUCUGAGCAGUGAUGUGCUUGUUUAGUAGAUAAGUAGAGCAUCAUUGUAGAUAUGUCCUGCUUUAAGCAUGGCUGUGCUUUUAAAGAAAGGCCAUUUUUUCCCAUUCAAAGGCCACUGGACUAAAAGAAAUUACAUGGCAAAAAAUGUAUAUGAAAAAUAAGGUCUGUGUGUAUGUGCAGAAACUCUCAGGUAUUGUUUUGUGCCAAUAUCAAAGAUUGUAGUGCAGUAAUGUGAUUAGAAAAUAUCUUGCAUCACACACUACCUAAAACAGCUGUUUUCUGUGCUAACAUGUUCCAUCUUUAACAUGUAAAUGCAGUGUUACUAUAAUAUAAAGAACCUUGUUUUUGAUGGCACAAAUCUAAGUGUUCCUGGCAGAGAUGUACUGUACCUUAAAUCCAACAUCAUACAGUUAAUACAUUAAUGGAAUGUUACUGAUAUGAAGAUAAAGAUUCAAAAAGAAAAAACUCUCCCAAUACUCUGCAGUGGAAAGAUGUUCACUUCUUGCAAAUUGCCAGUUACUUCCCACAAAACAAAGAAAGAUAAAUAUUACAAUAACAAAUGUAUCUUCAAUGUUUUAAAAAAUAAGAGAAUGUGCACAAGGUUGCAAUUCUGUAUGAUUUGUCACUUAGAAAAUGGCACCUCUAAUAAACUUUUGGCAUAUCAUUGUGA
Molecule: messenger RNA, 6822 nt
Organism: Ctenopharyngodon idella (grass carp)
Lineage: Eukaryota; Metazoa; Chordata; Actinopteri; Cypriniformes; Xenocyprididae
Gene: vcla
Product: vinculin a
Exons: 22
Coding region: 205-3633 (1142 amino acids)
Biological process (GO): cell adhesion
Cellular component (GO): actin cytoskeleton
Molecular function (GO): structural molecule activity; actin filament binding
Source: RefSeq, a predicted model, not a curated record